GAUCAUGCAGAUUGUAACCACAGUAGCCUAUGCUACUCUUACUUGACAUUAAUUUAGAGUUUAGGAAUAAGUAGAUUUCAAAACAACGUUAAUUUGAAGCAGACAAAUAUGGGAAUACUAUAUCAAAGUUUGAAGCGCAUAGCGGAAAAAAGCGCUGAGUUAUAGACGUUAAAGAGUUUCGUCCUUGCUUUAUGUUUUGCAUGAUACGCUCCUCUAGGUUCAUCCUCCAGAGAUUAGGGUUCAUGUCCAUCCUAAGCUGUUUGUUUACUCACAUCUCCAAGUGUUGUCAUAUAUCUGAACUCCUUAGCAUAACGUCUUUUUUCCUCACUCGCUUCUGACAGGCAUUCAGUCAGAUGAAUGUGUAAACAGAAGGGCGGUCUCAGGUGAGAGGCUUGAGUUUCACCGGCUUUCGAAGUGUUAUAAUUGAGCCUUCGAGUUCAUUGAUCAGUCAGAGAGAUUGGCUGCGCCGGAAACUUAUCUGAUGUUUUGUUUUUCCUCAAGCGUUUCAAAAGAAUGAACGGGCACUUUGCGGGGCUUUCGCUAAACUUCUAAGUCCUGUUGGACACCUUUAGGAGCCUAUUUGUAUUGUUAAACAUGGAGGAACUAAAAUCCCCCGUGAGUUUUUUCCACAAGUCGUCAUUUAGCAUCAGCAGCUUACUGCUCCGACACGAGCGCGCGAGAAGCGACUCGAGCGCCGCGCCGGAAGCACCGCGCUCUCGUGCCGCAAAGCCGCCAGCGCGCUCCCAUCACCAUCAGUCAAAUGACGGAAAAGACAAGCCGAUUCUAAAGCGGAACGAAGCGAACAGAACGGAUAAAAAAGAGUCUGGGGGAGUUGGAGAGCAAAAGUGUGAAGGAACAGAUGGACAGGAGAAGAAGAGUAAACCCGAUAAGCCUCCGUUCAGUUAUAACGCGCUUAUCAUGAUGGCCAUCCGCCAGAGCCCGGAGCGAAGGCUCACUCUCAACGGCAUCUAUGAGUUCAUCAUGGGAAACUUCCCGUACUACCGAGAAAACAGGCAGGGUUGGCAGAACUCCAUCCGACACAACCUGAGCCUCAACAAGUGCUUCGUUAAGGUCCCGCGCCACUAUGAUGACCCGGGAAAAGGCAACUACUGGAUGCUGGACCCGUCCAGCGAUGACGUGUUUAUCGGCGGAACCACUGGAAAACUCAGGCGCCGGUCUACAGCGGCGUCUCGCGCCAAGCUGGCCAUGAAGAGAGGCGCGCGGCUAUCCUCCACCGCCGCCACCGCAGGACUGGCGUUCGCAGGCUCGUUUUACUGGCCCGUCCCGCCGUUCAUGACCCUCCAGCACCGUCACCCGAACUCCGCGGCACACCACAACAACUACGCCGCGUCAGUUUUGUCCCAGAGCUCGCGGCACUUCAGCUCGGUCGGUUCCUCUGCAGAAAGACUGCUUCUCCCAUCCGCACAAGAGGCAACUUAUUAUGGAAUGGGCUGUGAACAGAUGACCUCCACCUCCUCCUUCAGCACAUCUGCCUCUGUGCCUCUGCCUCUCUCUGCUCCCUGCUCUUUUAAUUUACUUUCCAAUCAGUCCAGUUACUUUUACUCUCAUCAGGUGCCUCACACAGCGGGACUGUCACCCUGGUCGCAGGAGGAAUCUUACCUCUCCAAAACAUCUCCUUCUGGACAGUUUUUCCCUGGAAAGCCAUCUCCUACUUCUGAAUACAUUGGAGGACUAUGUACAGACAUUCCUAGUUAUUUUCCUCAUUUUAACACAGCCAGCUCCAUGCACUGAACAGUUUGUUUUUCAGCUUUUUGAAAAGUAUUUAUUGUAUGAACAAGCUUUUUUAUCCAUUAUUUAAUUUCAUGUGAGGCAAAAAAUUUGUGGCCAAAAAAAAAAUUUGUUUUGUAAUUUCCAGUUGUUUACAGUCUAGUUACCCCAAAAACUAGUUAAGCCAAGUAUUUUUAGGCACAUGAUGGUUGAACUAAACAUGGCGAGCUGAAAAACAAUGCACUUCUUUUUUAAAAAAGGGAAAUAGCUGUGGGAAACAAUCAUGUUUUGUUCUGACCACAUAUGUCUCUUUUAAAGGCUGCUGUUUUUUCUUUAGAUGGCGCGGAGUAGUUGGACAAGUUUGUAUGUAGGAUGCAAAAAAGAAAAGAUUAACUGCAUGAUUCUGUCCGGUGCUUUUUCAUAAGAUGUCUUCGUGUUGUUCAGCAUUUACAGUCACUUACAUAAUCUCAAUACUGUAGAUAUUUGUCUAAGAAGCAGCCUACAGGUCUUGGCCUGUAAUUUUGACCUGGCCCAAACAUGUAUCCACUUAUAGGAAAUAAAUGUUUUGGAGGAACAGACCUUUGUUCAUGCCAAUUGUUUUAUGAAAUAAAUUUCCUACUGCAAUUUCAAAUUCGCAGGAAAUAACUUUUUGGUUACAAUUUACAAUAAGGUUUCAUUUGAUAACAUUAGCUAUACAUCAGUCAGCAAGAACUAAGAAUGAACAAUAAAGCAUUUAUUAAUCUUAGCUAAUGUUAAUAUCAGCAUUUACUAAUACAUUUUUAAGAUAAAAAAUGUGCUAACAUUAAUGAAGUUGGACUAACAUGAAAGUGAUUAAGUAACAUUAACAAAUAGGUUAAUAAAUAGUGUAAAAAUAUAUUGCUCAUUCAUGUUAGUUAAUGCAUUGACUAACAAAUGAAAUCUUAUUGUAAAGUGUUAGCAACUUUUCAUAUAUUCAAAAUGUGUAUGUAAACAAUCCUUUAUUUAUUAGCUUUCAAUGUGAUUUUUUUGCCUAUUUUGCUUCCAAUUAACAUCAACCUCCUUAUAAAAAGAUGUGAAAUAUGUUCAUUUGAUAUUUUUAAUCUUUAAUCUUUUUUUUAUUUUGUACGCACUUUGAUAUUCUGGAUUCAGACAAAUAAAAGCCCAUAUUGUACAAAUAAAAGCUGGAGUUUGGGAGUUAUGCUUAAUCCUUAUCUUAUGAAUGAAGAUUAUCCAUUUAUUCAACAAUGCAGAGCAGGCCAACGGCCCAUGAUUUAGUAUAAAUUGUAAUGUUUUAUGAAAUGGUUUACGUGUGUAUGUUAUUAGCAGUCCAGUUUAAAAAUAUUCUACAGUGCUUUGUUUUUCACAUCUUUCUCCCCUCU
Messenger RNA from Megalobrama amblycephala (Wuchang bream), 3086 nucleotides. It is a transcript of the gene foxg1c, whose product is annotated as forkhead box G1c. NCBI's taxonomy places the organism in Eukaryota, Metazoa, Chordata, Actinopteri, Cypriniformes, Xenocyprididae. Gene Ontology annotation, biological process: regulation of transcription by RNA polymerase II. The coding region runs from base 595 to 1752 and encodes 385 amino acids. Gene Ontology annotation, molecular function: DNA-binding transcription factor activity; sequence-specific double-stranded DNA binding. The transcript has a single exon. The record is from RefSeq and is a predicted model, not a curated record. Gene Ontology annotation, cellular component: nucleus.